AUGGUUUCCAUUUAUACUAAAAUGAAGAAGCUUGCAAAUGAUGAUCCUAGGAGAUUACUUCACUCUUUGAAAGUUGGCAUUGCUCUCACUUUAGUCUCCACAUUAUACUAUGUCACUCCCAUCUUCAAGGGCUUCGGUUCUUCAACUAUUUGGGCUGUGCUCACCGUCGUACUCGUCAUGGAGUUCACUGUCGGUGGGACACUAACAAAGGGUUUAAACAGAGCAAUGGCAACACUACUUGCAGUGGCUUCAGGAUUUGGUGCUCAUCAUGUUGCCAUUCUCACUGGAGGCAAAGGAGAAAUCAUCCUUCUUGGCAUAUUUAUCUUCCUAAUUGCUGUAGUGGCAACGUUCUUGAGAUUCAUCCCAGUAAUCAAAGCUAGAUAUGACUAUGGAGUGUUGAUAUUUAUGUUGACAUUUAGUUUAGUGGCUGUAUCAAGCUUUAGAAAUCAUGAAACCUUCAUGCUAGCUUACAAGAGGCUUGUGACCAUUGCCAUUGGAGUUGCGGUUGCUCUUCUUGUUUCAGUCUUGGUGUUCCCAAUAUGGGCUGGAGAAGACCUUCACUUGCUCACUGCUACAAACUUGGAGAGACUUGCUGGCUUUCUAGAAGGAUUUGGAGCUGAGUAUUUUGGAGAGAAGGUGAAACAUGAUAAGAUAAAGAGCAAAGCUCUUCUACAAACUUACAAGAGUGUGCUAAAUACAAAAGCCACUGAAGAUUCACUGGCCAAUCUUGGGAGAUGGGAGCCUCGCCAUGGCCGUUUCCAGUUUCGCCAUCCAUGGAAACAAUACCAAAAGAUCGGCUCUCUAUGCCGAAGAUGCGCUUAUCUAGUUGAAGCUCUUCGUUCAUACAUCAUAAGAUCAGAAAGCCAGGCUGCCAGUGAGUUGGAAAAAAACACAAGGAUAAGAGAUGCGUGUAUGGAGAUAAGCAAGGAAUCAAGGAGAACAAUGAAAGUGCUGGCAUCAUCAGUGAAAACAAUGACAAAGUUCUCAGUUAGUAAAAAACACAUGACUGCAGCUGCAGAGGCUGUGAAAAGUUUGAAGAUGUCUCUGUCAGAAGAAGGAUUACUGCUCAGAGAAGCGUUACACAUAGCCACCAUUGUCUCAUUGUUGCUUGAGAUUGUGAGUUGUGCUCAAGAUAUCGAAGUUGCUAUUGAAGAGCUUGCAAAGCUUGCUGGCUUUGAGAUCAGCUCAGAUCAAGGGAAUGAUGGAUUAAAAGAGAAGGAGAAAUCAGUGAGUGAUCAUAUUGAGCUAGAAGGAAUAUCCAUUGUUGUGCUCGAAUAA
This is a messenger RNA of Dioscorea cayenensis subsp. rotundata (Guinea yam), 1278 nucleotides long. Its product is annotated as aluminum-activated malate transporter 1-like. Gene Ontology annotation, cellular component: plant-type vacuole membrane. The record is from RefSeq and is a predicted model, not a curated record. The transcript is spliced from 6 exons. Bases 1 to 1278 code for a protein of 425 amino acids. Lineage: Eukaryota; Viridiplantae; Streptophyta; Magnoliopsida; Dioscoreales; Dioscoreaceae. Gene Ontology annotation, biological process: malate transport.